AUGGCGAUAAGAUACGCGGAACCAACUUCAGAACAAACACCUAUCAACGCUCGCAGCGCUAAUGGACGUGGCCGGUGGCGUGAUUUCUACUCUAGCCUGCGCUGUCCAGUCGAUAUAGCGGUUGCAUGCAUGACUGCGGUUUGCGGAACUCCCAGUCCGGCAAACUGGCCAGACGUCGAGAAGAUGCCCCUCUUCAAUACCCUGAGGAGUAAGAAGCAGUAUGUCAGGUGUCUUCGAGAAGAGUUUGCUCAGGUGGUGCCGUCAGGAGCCAUAGAUUUGAUGGACAAAAUGCUGCUACUGGAUCCUAAACGGCGAAUUUCCGCUAAGGAUGCCAUAAGUCAUUUCUGGAUUAAGAACUUCGACUAUUCUACUGUUCCUCCGCUAAGACUGCCUCAACAUCAGGAUUGUCAUGAGUUGUGGAGUAAGAAGCAGAGGAAGGAAAGGCGGUCUAACAAUCCAAGGAGUCAACAGUUCGAAGGACAGGAGUUGGAAUUGUCAGCUUGUCCGCCUCCGCCUACAGCUGCUCUGCAGUAUGACAGGCGACGGAAUUCUCCUUCUAAUGGUUAUGUCAAUCAGUCCUCCAUCAAUCCCAGCAGGACAGAAGCUGUCGAGCAAGCUAUAUCGGCUGUAUUGCAAACAUCAGACACAACACAGCUGGUGAGGCUGCUCCAGUAUACGAGUGAAGCUGACGACGUUGCCAUACUCAACAGGCUUUCGCAGUCUGCUCAGUUUGUCCUGCCUCCUGGUGAUUCGCGUCCGAUAAAGGAGAGAUUGCUUGAUGUCCUGUCGAACAGAGCACAUAUUGGUAGAGGUUCGUCGUCAAUCAAUUUCGUUCCUGGACAUCCUGGAAAUGUUCUACAGCAGAUGCCUACAACUGCUAAUCCCAUUGAGAAUUCUAGUGUCUAUCGAGGUGUCACACAUCAUCCACAACCACCUCCCUAUAGAUGA
Ostertagia ostertagi is the source of this 948-nucleotide messenger RNA. Lineage: Eukaryota; Metazoa; Nematoda; Chromadorea; Rhabditida; Trichostrongylidae. The record is from the annotation of a GenBank genome assembly.